Messenger RNA from Rhineura floridana, 2180 nucleotides. RefSeq names its product mitochondrial transcription termination factor 4 (gene MTERF4). The record is from RefSeq and is a predicted model, not a curated record. Gene Ontology annotation, biological process: mitochondrial ribosome assembly; regulation of DNA-templated transcription. Gene Ontology annotation, molecular function: double-stranded DNA binding. The transcript is spliced from 4 exons. Gene Ontology annotation, cellular component: mitochondrion. The coding region runs from base 387 to 1127 and encodes 246 amino acids. Lineage: Eukaryota; Metazoa; Chordata; Lepidosauria; Squamata; Rhineuridae.
AGGCUGCAGCUGGUGUGGGGGUUUAGGAGUAGUAGGAGAGAAGGUGUUAUUGUGUAUAUCUGUAUUUCUGUCUAUAACAAGAACUUUAUUUGUACGCUGCAAGUAAAGCUUCUUCCUAACAAAAGCUGUGGCAUUUAGCUGGCAUCUUAUUUUGCUUGUCAGGGUUACUGGCUUUCUCACAACUGCUGCCAACACAUUGAUCGCUCUUUCUCAUUAGAAGCGGUCAGCUUUACUGUACUGGGUCAUGCCCGUCAAGUCCGAGGCAGUUCAACGGUCCUCAGUUGCACAGCGGAACUCUCAUUCAAGAUUCCGUUUCAGAGGGGGAAAGUGUUUGCGUGAACACUCUCUUAUUCCCUCACGCAGGAAAGGAGAGGAAAUUUUGCGAGAUGCGGGCCAUGAAGUUGGGACUCUUCUGCAGGCAGGUCUUGCAGAGGCACAGUUUUGUUCCCCUUGUCUGUCACUGUAUCCAGUUAUCUUCUCUGAAAGCAUCACCUGUUGCCUUUAUAAGUACUCUUCAGCACCUGGGCUGCAGAUUGACUGGUAACAGUUCUCCUGGACUAAGUGAAGCGAACUUCCGCCUUCGAAGCUCUAAAACAGACAGCAGUGAAGGCUCUCAGAAGCUCUUACAGACUCUUGCCAUUUCCUCUGUAGAGCCAGAGAGACCAGCUGGUGCAGACCUCUUGAACUUGGGAAAGGUGGCAGAUCCAUUCUUAGACAUGGGGCUCAGCCCGGCUCAAAUAACACAAUUGUUCAGCUUGCAGCCCAACCUUCCUCCUCAGACAAGGUUGACUGUAGUUUCAGAACUCCUCCUGCUAGGAUUAAACACUGACUCCACCCUAAAAGUCCUACAGAAGAGCCCUGAACUGCUGAAAAUGUCAUUGAAACAUCUGAGGGACCGUGCAGAUCUGCUGAGGCGGCUCGGGUUUGAGGAAGCAGGCAUGAACCAUGUAGCGAUUCAUUUUCCAAGUAUUUUCACUUUGCCACAAAAGAAAAUUGAGUCCCUAGAACGUCUCCUUAAGGAAAAAUGCCUCUUCACAGUGCAUCAGAUAUCAACAAUUCUACAAAUGUGCCCGAAUAUUCUGUUAGAGGAGCUAAAUGAUGUGGAAUACAAAUUCCAGGUGCUAUGAAGAGAAGGCAAGCGGAUCCUUAUAAUCCUGCCAAAGACAGAGGGAUAUGGCUAUUUGGUGAAUACCUCCAGAACAAGGCAAAGGAGAGAAGGUCCAUAGAACUUGUUGGAGGGAUCUCCCUUUUUAUCUAAUCCAGUUAGCAGAAAUGAUGGUUUUGGAACCUAUGAAAAAAAAAUAAAACAUGAAGAUAAGCAUCUGGAUUAUGGGUGGAUGUAUAAACAAUGGCACAAGGUACUUCUCAAUUUUGCUCCUCACUGUUUGAAUUUUGAUUAAAAAGAUACUCCCUAUUCAUAUUUACAAUGGAAAUUUUUAGCAAACCAUUGUAAAAAAAGUGCCAAAGUUUUUCUAGUGAGUAGAUCUUUGAUACUCUUAAGCAAAGACAAUCCUGUUGAGGAAUUCUAUUGGUGUGGCUUUGGGAGCCUUUAAUGGAAAAAUUAUGGAGAGGAGAGGGAAGCUCUGUCUCAGUGAAGGGGCUUUGACAGCAAAACUGCUUUCCAUGAGCAGAAUCAAAAUACAAUAAAGGCUGCUUCUGACAUUUCAUUUGUGGAAGGAAGCAGGCAGGAAAUUGGUUGAAGACCAUCUUUGUAAUGAUAGAAAGGUCAAACAUAAGUAUAAGAUAUGUAUAAACACUCUGAAAGUAUUUUCUCAAAUUUUCUGAGAUGGUUGUGUGGUCAUGUCUAAUCCUUCUGGUACUAGAGACCCCCAACAUCUGGUUACAGUCAAAGAUCAAGGCAUUAUUUUCUUAUCUCACUAAUUCCUCUCAUAAAAUCUGUGGUAUUCAAUGCAUACUGCUACUUUUCUUUUACUAACAACUAGACCAGCUACCAGUAUUUUGAAGUUUCCUCACAAGGGAAAUGUAGUCGUUUUCUGCCAGGAAAAGACUUGGGCUCACCAUGGAUUGAGUGAGGUCCAGCCACUCAGGCCUGCUCACCUCAGAGAUCCUCAGUGGACCUGAGGGGGUGGGGAUCAAGGGGACAAAAAAUGCUGCCUAAAUAAACCUGGCACCAAGUUAUUGGAGCCCAAGUUAUUUUUUAUUGUAUGUGCAAAACUUUU